This is a messenger RNA of Naumovozyma castellii, 5310 nucleotides long. RefSeq names its product snoRNA-binding rRNA-processing protein UTP10 (gene UTP10). The transcript has a single exon. Lineage: Eukaryota; Fungi; Ascomycota; Saccharomycetes; Saccharomycetales; Saccharomycetaceae. The record is from RefSeq and is a predicted model, not a curated record. The coding region runs from base 1 to 5310 and encodes 1769 amino acids.
AUGUCUUCUUUAAGUGAACAGUUAGCGAAAGUGGCUAGCAACAAUGCCACUGUUGCCCUUGAUAGAAAGAGAAGACAAAAAUUGCACUCUGCUUCUUUAAUCUAUAAUCCAAAAACAGCCGCAACCCAAGAUUAUGAUUUAAUUUUCGAUAAUGCUGUCAAGGCGUUAGACGAACUGAUCCAAAUUGAUCCAAAGUUUGAAGUCUUCAAAAGGUCUUUAUUUUCUGAAACGUCUGUCUCCAUUGAUAGAAAUGUACAAACUAAGGAUGAAAUCAAAGCCUUGGAUAAUGCUAUUAAUGGUUACUUAUUAUUAGCUUCUUCUAAGUGGCAUUUGACCCCAACAAUUCAAGCUACCGAAUGGUUGGUACGUCGUUUUCAAAUUCAUAUUUGCAACACAGAAAUGUUAUUAUUAUCCACGAUUAACUAUUAUCAAACCCCCGUAUUCAAGAGGAUUUUAAACAUCGUAAAAUUACCACCUUUAUUUAACCCAUUGUCGAACUUUGUUAGAAGUGAGAAAGCGCCAUCUAAUUUAACCAUGAUUAAGUUGUUCAAUGACAUGGACUUUUUAAAACUGUUUGCGAAUUAUUUGAACAAGUGCAUUAAACAAAAAGUCACAUAUACAAACCAGUUAUUAUUUACCACCUGUUGUUUUAUAAAUCUAAUUGCAUUUAACUCCACCAAUGAUGAGAAACUAAAUCAGUUAGUCCCAAUAUUGCUUGAGAUUUCUGCCAAACUAUUGGGCUCCAAUUCAGUUGAUUGUCAGAUUGCAGCUCAUACCAUCUUAGUGGUAUUUGCCACUGCUCUUCCAUUACAAAAACAGAUUAUUUUAGCCGCUACCGAAACAAUGCUAUCUAAUCUACAAGAUGAGAAGGCUAAAAGAUCAGCAUUAGUGACAAUUUGCAAGUUAUUUCAAACCUUAAGGGGACAUGGAAACGUGGAUCAAUUAACAAACAAAUUAUUUCAAAUUUUCGAUUCUAAAUUUGAUUUGGAAUACUUGAUAAAUUUUUUAACGAAGAAAGACGUUCCCCCAUGUGACAAGUUCUUUACAGCUUAUAUGAGAGCUAUCGCUAGAUAUGAUCAUUCAAAAUUAGCUUCUCUUGUAAAGCUAUUAAAAAACAUUAAAUUAGAGAAAUACGAAGUAAGAUUGAUAAUUACCGAUUUGAUCCACUUGUCAGAAAUUUUAGAAGAUAAGACCCAAUUGACUGAAUUAUUUGAAUAUUUUGUUUCUGUUAAUGAAAAAUUGGUGCUCAAUUGUUUGAAAUCGUUAAAUCUUACAGCAGAACUGUUUGAAAUAAGAUUGACCACAUCGCUUUUUUCUAAUAAUGAAGAAACAGAAGAUAUUAUAAAAGACAUUGAAAGUCAAAAAGUUAUUGGCUUAACAACUUCUGUACCAACAUUCAAGGAAUUUCUUGAUAAAAAUGCCGAGUUUAUCAACACUAAGAACACAUCUAUGCUGGCUGAAUCUGAUGAAACCUUUAAUAAGCUGUUAUCCCUAUUCAUUGAAGCUGUUGGAAAAAAUUAUACAAGUAACGCGUUUUUAAACGCAUUUCUAACUACUUUAGAAACACGAAUCACCUUUUUACUUCGUAUUGUCAUUUCUCCUGCUGCCCCAAUUGCGUUGAGGUUGAUUGCUCUAAGCGAUAUUUCUAAAGGUUUAAACAAUAUUGAUAAAGACUCAAAUGUAUUUACGAUGGUUCCAUGCUUACUCUGUGCUUUGAGCGAUGUCUCAAAAAAUGUUAGAACAAAUGUUAGGGCACUUCUUUCACAAAUUGCUAAUAGACCAUUCACGAAACAUUAUUUCUUAAAUAAUAAGAUAUACGGCGAUAACUUGACUAUUCCAAUGCUAAGUCCAAAGGAUGGCGAAUCAUGGUUAACGAGGUUCCUUAAUGAGUACAUGGUAGAAAAUUAUGAUAUUUCACAUUUGGUGAUCCCAAAGAAGGAUCAAGAUAUAUUUUUAUUGUUUUGGGCCAACCAAGCUCUAAAUAUCCCCCUACCGUACCCAAAAACUAUUUUAUUAAGCUAUUUGAAUAAAUAUUCCUCAUCAGCUGCAAUCUAUUCGACUCUCUUUGAAGACUUUAUUUCCAACUAUAUUUCGACUAGAUCUCAAUGGGAAAUGAAAUGUAAGGCAAACAAGACAAGUUUUGUUGAAUUUGAAACAGAAUUGGUCUACUUAAUAUCACCAAAGGAAAAAAAUCAAUUUAUUAUCGACUUUGCUCUCUCAGCAUUAAAUUCUGAAUAUGAAUCUCUUGCCACUCUCGUGUCUGCAAGAAUAAUCAAUAUAUUCAAUACUUUGAAAACAAGUUUACAAUUACAGAUUUUACAGAACAUCAUAGAUGCAAGCGCAGAGUCUGAUGCAAAUUACGAUUCUGUAGCCACCUUGCAAUCUUUACCUUUGUCAGCUGACCUAUUUGUAGCUAUUUUAUCACAAAAUAAAAUUAAUGCUGAUUCAGCUGUCACUGAUAUUUCCAAGAGAAGAAGGAGACGUUCAUCUACUAGUAAGGCUGCCCUACAAAAAGAAGAAAUAUCUCAAAUUGCUGAGAUUCAUUUGAGAAAAUUGACAAUCAUUUUGGAAACUUUGGAUAAAUUAAAGAUGAAGAGCACCGAAUCAUUGCUAUCUACCUUAUUUUCAGUUUUAUCCGAUUUGGAAACUUUAGAUCAAGAUGGUGGGCUUCCAGUACUAUAUGCCCAAGAAACGUUAACAUCAUGUAUGCUGAAUACUAUUGAAUCGUUAAAAGAAACAGGUUGUGUUUCAUUAAGAACUAUUAGAGCUGAUAUCUUGGUAUCAGCAAUUAGGAAUUCCCCAUCACCACAAGUUCAAAAUAAACUAUUAUUGGUUGUUGGCGCAUUGGCAUCUUUGAACUCUGAAACUGUUUUACACUCCGUUAUGCCAAUCUUCACUUUCAUGGGUGCGCACAGUAUUCGCCAAGAUGAUGAGUUCACCACCCAAGUUGUUGAAAGAACUAUUAUGACGGUUGUCCCAGCAUUAUUAGAGAACAAUACUGCGAACAAGCAAGAUGAGAUAGAAUUUUUACUAAUGAGUUUCACCACAGCCUUCCAACAUGUUCCAAAACAUAGAAGAGUGAAAUUAUAUUCCACUUUGGCAAAGGCAUUGGGUUCAUACCAAUCUAUCGGUCCCUUCUUAUUCUUAGUUACUCAACAAUACUCCUCUUUAAUUGAAAGUUUCAAAUUAGGCGAGGCCAGAACAAUUAUCGACUUUGUAAAAUCCUUCUUAAACAAUUUUGACGUUUUAGAACAAUUGACAGGACUCCAAGUUUAUUUGAAUCUUGUGAAAACAUUGCUAUCCGCUAGUAAAAAUGCUGAUGAAAAAGAGGCAUUAACUUCCCACGCCAUAUUUACGAAUGGUGUUUUGAAUUUGACUACAUCUGAACUCUCUAUUUUAGUUCAACAUUCUUUCGACUUCAUUGGUAAAGUUAUAGAAGAAGGUGACAGCGACCAUUACACUUUAAAUGGCAGUUUCAAACUGAGAGUUUAUUCUGCUUUAUUGGAUGAAAGAAAUGAAGAAUCCUUCUCUAAUGCAGUUAAAGAGAAAUUUGGUGUUGUUCUAGAAACAAUUUUGACAUUCAUCAACGAAGCUGGUUCUCUAUUCAAGUCAUCUGGUUCUCAAAGUGACGAAGGGACUUCAACACCAGAAAGAGCAUCUGAAAAUAAGAAAGAAAUAAAAGAUAUUUUAUUCACUCUGUUAGGGAAUGUUUUAAAUAUGUUACCAAUUGAUGAUUUUAUCACAGCUGUUCUACCGUUGCUAACUAAAAGCGGUAACGAAGAUAUUAAAUAUCAUUUGGGCUUAGUCAUUGGUUCUAAAUUUGAAUUAGAAUCUUUAGAAAGCUCCUCAAUUGCUGGUGAGGUCAUUUCUGUAUUACUGGAAAGAAUACCUGCAGAGAAGAAUUCGGUUAAUGUCAUCCAAGUUCUAUUGAACACGCUAGCCGCUCUAAUUACUAAGUUCGGUUCGAGACUAGAAAGCUCUUUGUUGACAUCAGUGCUUUCUUUAGUUACUGGAGAAUUAAAAUCAGAUCAAAUUGAGGUCGCCAUCUCUUCUUUAACAGUUAUUACGAGUUGUAUUCAAAUCCUUGGUGUAAAAUCUAUUGCCUUUUAUCCAAAAAUCGUUGGUCCAGCUGUAAAUAUUUUUAAAAGAUUUGAAGAGGAUAAAGAACAUUUCUUGAGAAAGCAACUGCAAUUAUCGAUCCUUCUAUUAUUUGCUGCAAUGAUUAAAUCCAUUCCAACAUUCCUAUUGUCUAAUAUUUCUGAUGUUUUCCAUGUUAUCUUUUUUGCUGAUGAAAUCGAAGCAGCUACAAGAUUAUCCGUAAUCUCAUUGGUUGUUGAGUAUAUUAACUUAAAGGAAGUCCUAAAGGUCUUAAACAAAUGUUGGGUUUCUAGUAUCUCAUUGACAACGGACUCUAUCGCUGUUUCUUUAUUCUUAAGCGCCCUAGAAUCUACAGUUGAAGAAAUUGAUAAGAAAUCUGCUACUUCUCAAUCUCCAAUUUUCUUCAAACUUCUUUUAUCAUUAUUCGAAUACAGAUCAAUCAGUAAAUUUGAUAACAAUACUGUUAGCCGUAUUGAAGCCUCAGUUCAUCAAAUUGCCAAUAUGUAUGUUCUAAAGAUGAACGAUAAAGUAUUCAGACCACUAUUUGUCAUUCUUAUAAACUGGGCUUUUGAUGGUGAAGAUGUAACCAACAAAGAAAUCUCUGAAAUUGAACGUUUGACAGCAUUUUUUAAGUUCUUUAAUAAGUUACAAGAAAACUUGAAGGGUAUUAUUACAUCGUACUUCACCUAUUUAUUGGAACCAACAAAUGGCUUAUUAAAAAGAUUUAUUUCCAAGGAUAUUGUAGAUAUAAAUCUGCGCCGUUUGGUAUUGAAAUCUCUGACAUCAGCAUUCAAAUAUGAUAGGAAUGAAUACUGGAAAUCUACAUCAAGGUUUGAAUUAAUUUCUAUCACGUUAGUGGACCAAUUAUCUAAUAUUGAAGACGUCAUUGGUAAAUACUUAGUGAAAGCCAUCGGUUCAUUGGCUGCCAAUAACAACGGUGUUGAAGAACAUAAUCAAAUAAUGAACAAGCUACUCAUAAGCCACAUGAAGGCAACAUGCUCAUCCAGCGAAAAACUAUGGGCUGUUAGAUCCAUUAAGUUGGUAUACUCCAAGGUUGGUGAAAGCUGGUUGAUAUUGUUACCUCAAUUGGUUCCAAUUAUUGCUGAAUUAUUGGAAGAUGAUGAUGAAGAAGUAGAACAAGAGGUAAGAACGGGUUUAGUGAAGGUAGUUGAAAACGUAUUGGGUGAACCAUUCGAUAGAUACUUAGAUUAG